Molecule: messenger RNA, 1293 nt
Organism: Dovyalis caffra
Lineage: Eukaryota; Viridiplantae; Streptophyta; Magnoliopsida; Malpighiales; Salicaceae
Source: the annotation of a GenBank genome assembly
AUGUCGAAGAGUGAACUGGCCCAUUCAGAUCUUUCAAUGAUCCUUCCAAGAGUUCUCAUCGUCUCCCGUCGAACCGUUCGCAAGAACAAGUUCGUAGAUUUUGUUGGAGAAUAUCAUCUAGAUUUAAUUGUGAGUUAUGGGGCGGUGCCAGUUAUAGUCCCAAGAGUAAGUGGAGUCCACAUGCUAUUGAAGAGCUUUGAGCCUAUUCAUGGUGUGUUGCUGUGCGAAGGUGAAGAUAUCGAUCCAUCUCAUUACGAUGCAGAACUAUCUGGUUUUUCACCAGAAGAACUUGAAGAGAUUAGGAAAGUGCAUGCAAGCGAUACUGACAUUGACAGGGAGAAAGAUACAAUUGAAUUAAGGCUUGCAAAGCUUUGCCUUGAAAGAAACAUACCAUACUUAGGAAUAUGCAGAGGAUCCCAAGUCCUUAAUGUUGCUUGCGGAGGUACUCUUUAUCAGGAUGUUGAGAAAGAGCUGUCAAAAAAAAUUCCAGAAGAACAAAGAGUGGUGCAUAUGGACUAUGAGAAUUAUGACGGGCACAGGCACGCAGUAAAGGUAUUGGAAAACACUCCUUUACAUCGGUGGUUUAAAGAUUCUUUGGAGGAGGAGAAAAUGGAAAUUAUGGUUAAUAGCUAUCAUCACCAAGGUGUUAGGAAAUUAGCUCAACGAUUUGUUCCAAUGGCUUUUGCACCUGAUGGGUUGAUCGAAGGGUUUUAUGAUCCUGAUGCUUACAAUCCUGAAGAGGGAAAGUUCAUCAUGGGUCUUCAAUUUCAUCCUGAGCGGAUGAGGAAUCAAGAUUCAGAUGAUUUUGACUACCCUGGAUGCCCAGCUGCAUAUAAGGAAUUUGCCAAGGCAGUUAUUGCUUACGAGAAGAAGCUUAAUCGAUCAGAAUGCGAAGCUCCAAAACUUAAUCAAGAAUUGGAGACAAAAAGAAGAAUCCUGGUCAGAAGUUUCUCGAUUGCAAGAAACAUGUACAGCUCAGGAGGUGGAAGGGUUACUGGUCAAGAAUCAGAACUGAAAGUUGGAGCAGAAUUUCUAGAGGCAAAUACUGCGCUAAGUUUGCAGCAAGAGAAGAGGCUGAAGCAAAUGGGUGCAACAGUGAGAAAUGCCUCUGUAUACAAAGAGAAGUUGAAGAUGAAUGAGGAGAGGGAGAGACUUGCAAGGGCUAUAAUGGUUAAGAUGUCGAUCAGCCAGUUAUCUGAUCUGAUGUCCUUCUAUCAUAUGAUGGGAAAAUUAUGUUCAGAGGCCUUGGAGAGAAAGCUUGAAGACCGAGUGGAUGAAGAACCUGAUUUCUAG